Messenger RNA from Stegodyphus dumicola, 3199 nucleotides. RefSeq names its product inactive dipeptidyl peptidase 10-like. Gene Ontology annotation, biological process: proteolysis. The record is from RefSeq and is a predicted model, not a curated record. NCBI's taxonomy places the organism in Eukaryota, Metazoa, Arthropoda, Arachnida, Araneae, Eresidae. Gene Ontology annotation, cellular component: plasma membrane. Gene Ontology annotation, molecular function: nucleic acid binding; dipeptidyl-peptidase activity; serine-type peptidase activity.
CUGGUAAUGACUUGAUGAACGAAAGGAUAAGUCUGUCAGAUAUACUGGAAGGAAAUUUGGUGCCACGAAGAUUCAAUGGUAGUUGGUUGAAAGAUGACCAAUUGGAAUAUCGGGAUAGAUAUGGACGACUUGUAAUAUAUUCCGUCAGGUCAAAAAACAUCAAAAUAAUUGUAGAGAAUAUGACAUUUGCGGAGUACGACAUACAGAAGUACAGUAUAUCUGCAGAUCAUAAUUAUGUCUUAUUACUGCAUGACAUUAUUAAGCUCUAUAGGUAUUCGUUCAAAGCAAAGUACAAGAUAUAUGACAUUAAAAAUAAGAGGAUAUUUCCUCUAUAUCCACAAGAAGAGCCAGAUGGUUACCUACAAUACGCUACGUGGGGUCCCACAGAGAAUCAAUUAGUGUACGUGUACGAAAAUAACGUGUACUACGUUCCAGAUGUAAAUGGAACACAUUACCAGCUAUCUACAUCUGGGGCAAAAGGAGUCAUUUCUAAUGGUGUACCUGACUGGUUGUAUGAAGAGGAAAUUCUGAAGAGUAACAGCGCCAUAUGGUGGGCUCCUGAUGGGACUCUUCUUUGCUAUGCAACAUUUAAUGACACUAAAGUUGGAACAUAUUAUUAUAACUGGUUUGGUAGCCAGAACGAAAACCAAAGUGUUCAUUCUGAAUUGCUGUCUUUACGAUAUCCUAAGGUAAGCUGCUUGAUUUUCAGUAAUCUUCUUUCAUGUCUGUUAGUUUUGUUACAGAAUGCAUUUCACAGUGCGGAGGUAGGCCGCAUUGAAGAGCAUUAUAUCCACAGUCAGGGUGUUAGGAAGGUGGCUGUUAGGUCCGUUUUGUCCGCUGCUGGAUCAGGACCUGGAGUUAUGGAUAAAGUAUACGAACAGAGGCCGCCGACCAGGAAAGGUUGGAUCGAUUUAAAUGACCCAAUCUUUUUCGGCCAAGGUGGAAGGUGUUGGUUCUUGAGACUUCCCCUGCCAGAAGGGCACUAUGGACACUAUAAGCAUGUCGCUAUUGCUUAUAAUGAUACAAAACAUGUGGAUUAUCUAACCCAGGGUCGUUAUGAUGUUGCGAGAGUCGUUGCGUAUCACGAAGGAACUAACACAGUAUUUUAUUUGACAACUAUUGAAAACCGUCCAGGAGAGCGUCACUUAUUUUCCGUUUCUGGAAAGAAAACUCGCUCCGUAACUUUCACCAAAUGCUUAACUUGUGAUGAAGCUUAUAAUUGCUUAUUCAAUAACGUCAUAUUCAGCCCAAAUGCUGAAUUUUAUAUUCUGGAGUGUCUAGGACCUGGUGUUCCGAGGAUAGAAAUCAGAUCUAUUUAUAACGACACAUUUGAUAUAUUGGAUGCAAAUGAUGAUAUAAGGGAAAUAAUCGGAAAGAAAACUUUACCUCAAGUACGAACAUUUCAAGUACCUUUAAAAGGAGAUUACAAAGCUCACGUUAAAUUACUUUUGCCACCUGGAUUUUCCGAUGAUGAAGUACUUCUCUAUCCCCUGGUUGUUUUUGCAGACGCAUCUCCAGGAUCACAGUUGGUGACGGAGGAAUUUCAAAUGCAUUGGGGUUUUUAUCUGGCUGGACGAAGAAAUCAUAUCUACGCGUGGAUAGACGGCAGAGGCAGUGCUUUUAAAGGAGACAAAAUGAUGCAUGAAGUAUACUAUCGCUUAGGCAGUAGAGAAGUUGAAGAUCAAAUUGAGGUUGUAAGGUAUCUACGAGAGAAUUUACCUUUCAUUCAUUCAUCUCAUAUAGCAAUAUGGGGCUGGUUUUACGGUGGAUAUGUAGCUGCAUCUGCUUUAGCUGAUGACAAUACAGUAUUCAAAUGCGCGGUAUCGAUAGCACCUGUCACUACAUGGCUAUAUUACGAUUCUACAUAUUCGGAACGCUACAUGGGUACACCUCAUCCAGGAAUAAACUACAUAGGCUAUGAAAAAGCUAGUCUCUUGAAAAAAGCUUCACAAUUUAAAGGCAAAAAGUUACUCUUAGUUCAUGGCACAGCAGAUGAUAAAGUUCAUCUACAGCAUUCGAUAAUGUUUAUGAAAGCUCUCAUCGAAGAAGGUGUUCUUUUCCAAUCACAGCUGUAUCCGGAUGAGGACCACUCAUUGUCCAACGUUCGGCGCCACCUCUACCGGACAAUGGAAGGUUUUUUGAAUGAAUGCUUCUACAUCCAACGAAAGGAUGAGUACGAGAACACGAGAGUGCAUAAAGACGUGAAAGGAAGAUAGUACUGAACGCACUACUGAAAUAUAGUGAUAACCUUAUUUUCAGAAUCUGUUUACAUUCAAUGGAAUCAUAUAUUGCAUCGAUAUGUGGAACUGCCAGUCUGAAUUGUUCUGUGGCGGAAAAUAUUUUCUCACACAUAUCUUGAUCUUUUUUCAUUAUUAUGAAACGUUUCUUGUCUGUCUCAUUGCGAACGAUGCCUAUAUAUCUCCGAGUGAUAUUAUAUAGGCCUUAUGUUUAAAUGCGUUUGAUGGCUAUCUUAAUUUUUAAGCGAUUAUUUUUAUUUAAGAACAAAUGUUGUUGUUAGGAAAUUGAGGUACGCUUUUGUAGUAAAGGAGCAAUUUCGGUACUAUUUAUUUUUAACACAGCAAUGUUAAUAUAAAAUAUAAAAAUAUCAGCUGCAUUGAAAUUUGAAGAAAACCUAGGGAAAGUAUGAAGUGAAAAUAACGCUGAUACAAGAAUAGUAGUUUAAUGCAAUUUAUUAUUUUUAUUAUCAAUUUUUUUUUUUAAUUUUACAAAUACAAAAUCACAGAUUCUAUUUUGCACAACAGUUCCAUUGCAAGUAAUGCAAUGGCCACACGUGCCGUAUUGAUGUAUGUUUUAAAAUAUUCAGCAUAAAACUGCUCAAUUUAAUUCUUAAAAAAUAUUUAAUCUCUUUCUUGUUUUCUGUAGUGAAUUACUGAUUUGACCAUUGCCAGUUAAGAUGCGUUAACUGACAUAAUUAAGAGGAGGAAAAGUCAAUCAUUUUGGUUCAAUUACAGCUUUCGUUUUGAGAUUUUUCCCUCUGUUGACUUUUAAAUUUCAAACCUUAGCUCAUCCAUGUGUUUUAAUAAAACAAGUGUUUGGACAUUUCUCUUUAAUGCAAUCAGCUCUUCUUUUGUCAUAACUAUAAGAUAUUUUCCCUUUAUAUUUAAUUUAAAUUGUUUCUUCCUUACUCUAUGAUACAUAAUUACAUUAAUAAACAAUUAAUGGAUUCUUAAUUAUGCUA